Neogale vison (American mink) is the source of this 2890-nucleotide messenger RNA. RefSeq lists its product as uncharacterized. The transcript is spliced from 8 exons. The record is from RefSeq and is a predicted model, not a curated record. The coding region runs from base 344 to 991 and encodes 215 amino acids. NCBI's taxonomy places the organism in Eukaryota, Metazoa, Chordata, Mammalia, Carnivora, Mustelidae.
UGGAACCGUUGGGAAACCCGGGUUCUCUGUCCGCUGGGGUGCCAACCUAGGAAGAGUAUUUCCCGGAGCUGCCGUCUUUACGAAGGAAAAGGGAGAGCCUGCCGAACGAUGGAGUACAACGUGAGAGAAAGCGGAGUUGAGAGUCAGAGGCGGAUUCUUGGUGCCAUCGCCUCAAGUCUUGCUUCAAGCCAUACUGCCCUCCGGACCUUUCGUGUGACUGUAAACUCCGAGGGGUCAGAGAUCACACCUGUCGGCACACGCGUCAUGCCCAGAACCUGGCCCAGUGCUUGCUACACAAGAAAAAUGACAGGGACUCACUUUCCAAGAAAUUACAGUACGUUCAAUGACUUCCCAUCAAGAGCGAGCACUGUUCCGUGUCCUGCCGUUGGAUGAAGGGGCUAAGACUUGGAUUUUCCAGAGACCAUGUGAGUGGCCAUUUCCGGAUGAACGAGGAGCUAAGCACCAUCUUGGGACCAGGACCAAUUUCCAAGCCAGUUCUCCCGGGACACCUCUCCGUGGGACCUUGUCUCCCGGGUGGAAUGACAGUGGUGCUCUCUGCCUCCCAGGUUCCGAGGCAGGCUCUGCAGUGGGCAGCGGGAAUGGCUCAGGAAUUCCAACCCUCCCAGGACCGAAGGACCUGCCAAGGCUCCCACCCUGCCUGAGCAAAAGCUUCAACCCGAGCAGCCCGGAUGUCAGCCACACCUUGAACUUCUACCUCCAACUGCGCUUCGUAAACAGAAUUCUGCUCAAAAGAAAAGUUGGAGAAUCACUUGACUGGGGGGAUUGCAUCACCGCGGUGGAGGACAAGGAACCUGGAGGCUUCGAGGGCCAACCAGAAGAGGCUGACUGCCCCGCCGGAACUACAAUUCCAUGGCAACGAGAGCCUGGACUGUGUAGCUCACCACGACCUCUCCUGCUCCCAGUACAUCAUGAACAUCUUUCCUGCAAGCCAGUAGCAUGGGACUCCCAUGGGAGGGAGAAAUCCAUCUGACCACUCAGCGACACUGGCCACCUGCUUGUGGCCAGGCCCCUGGGCCAGGCCACCACGAGGGGAUCCCCUGCGGUUCUUCCCUUCCCUCUUGUCUGAUGGGACAGUGUUUGCCUUAAAAACUACUAGGACUUCAGAAAAAAGUGCGAGGUACAAAAUUCAGGGCUACAUGCAUGCUGGUACUCUGCCAGAGAUCUGGACGGUUCUCACAUCAAAGUUGCCACCCCUAUGGCAGGAGCCCUCACAGAUCACUAGCCACAGACUGGCCACCCUCAUCUGUCACUGCCGGAAGUGCCCCGUGACCCAACAGCUGGCUUAUCAACAGGGAGCACCCAGCCACCCGGCAUCCAUCUCGUUAAUGGGACGUUAACAUCUUCAACUGGCCGCCUGGGGCCCCAGCGCAGAAUCCAGCUGGGCUGCUGUCUGCCUGCCCCCCGACAUUCAUGGAGGCAGCUCCCAUGGUGCCUUGGAUCCCGCCAACCCACUUGAUCCUUCACUGAAAAUUGAAAACGGUAGCUUCACAAGAAACCCCACUCCGGAGGGCAGAGCUGGGCCAGCUGGGGCCAUGGGCAGCCGGGAAGGGACUAGCACGGACUGCACAAGCGGGUCGAACAGGUCCCCCCUCCAAACCCACUCCCAGCCGUUCAAGAUACUCCGUGUUCUAAAACGACGCCGACUGCACGUCCCUAACCCAGCAGCCACACUCAACAGGGAGUACCACACAAUCAACAGGGAGUACGACGCUCCGGGGACCAGUCGCCCUCCAGCUGCUGGCUGAGAUGGGGAAGGCAGGAGUCGGGUGCUGGAGUUCGGGAGGAGCCACCCUUCCCCAAGCUGGACCGGCUUCCCCUCCUGCACAUCAUCCCCCGCCCCCCCAGCGUGCGUGCCAUUCGGAAAUCCUAUCUGGCACCUCCAGAUGACAUAUGCAGGGAACGCAGCGGUGACCAAGAGGGACACGGUCUCCGCUUUUUGGAGGACAGCUCACAAGUGGGAAGAGAAGUCAACAAGAUGAUUUUGCACGGUAAAUGCUACGAAAAUGACAAAACCGGUGCCAAGUGGAGACUGAAGCUCUUGCGGCAUACGUGGGUGGGCAGGGAGGGCUUCUUGGAGGCGCCACUUGGAUUUAGAUCCGAAUGACCAAAAAAAGCUGCCCAUGUGGACACAGGAAGGAAGGUGUUGUAGGCAGCCAGAAUACCACCUGCCAAGAGACCUCCAGACCAGGUCUGCAGGGGGCUGAUGUGACAGGGGUGGUGCUGGGCUAAAAAAAAAACUACGCUUCCCUCCCAGGGAUCCGUGCACUGGUCUGUCUGUCUAUCCACUGGCCACCCGGCCGGCCAUCCGUCCUCUCAUUCAUUUAGUGACUGAUCUGAAUAAAGCCCGGUGCUAGCACCUGGGGAGACAGAGGCACGAGGAAGCAUGUGGUUUGUGGCCAGAGAGACCGGGCUCCAUUUGAGCUCUUCCUCUUCCUAGCUACCAUCUCAGAAAGUCCCUGGCCCUCCAGAGGCCUCAGUUCUCGAACAAUCUGUACAAGGGGACUAAUGCCAUCGCUUCGUUAGGAAACUGGUCUGUUCUCACCUAUGACUAACACAGGCUGAGGAGGGGGUCACUGGCCAGGAUAAAAAUGAUGAGUAGAGAUUCUACUGUAAAAAACAGACCCCGGCUCCAGGUCGACUGGGUCCGCAGACACUGGUACCCCUGUGUCUCUCUCCCCUGGCCCCAUUUAAGAUGCCGGUGCCUGUGCCCGUGGCUGGAGGAGCCUCCCUAGGCGCAGGGCGUGCUAUCUUCUGGUCCCCUUCCCCUCCCUCUCCGUUGCCAAGCGUCAGACUGGAACCCAACGGAACCCAGCAGGGCCGCUGGAAACGACCAUGGAAGUGCGCCGGUGUCGGCCGUCCUACCUCGGAA